Molecule: messenger RNA, 342 nt
Organism: Diatraea saccharalis (sugarcane borer)
Lineage: Eukaryota; Metazoa; Arthropoda; Insecta; Lepidoptera; Crambidae
Source: the annotation of a GenBank genome assembly
AUGAAUACAAUUUUGGAAAAAGAUACCAUUGAAAUUCAGUACGAUGAAGAAUGUAUGCGGACUCCGAGUCCUAGCAGUUUUGCGAGAAAAGAAUCAGAGUUAUUUAAGACAGAUGAAUAUACACAUUUGAAGAAAGAAACCGUAAGCCGUAGUAAAAGAGGACGCGAAGAAGAUGAAGACUGGAAAUUAGUAGGCAAAGAAAAAAAAAAUAAAAUUCAGGAUAGUCUACAAGUAUACAUUACGGGUAAAGAGAAGUUGCCCAAACAAUUUGCAAUGGCAAAACUAUUCAAAAAUUUGGGUUUGGAGGAUAUUAAUAGAAUAAAAUACCUUAACCCCUAUUAA